AUGAGAUUAUACACGUUCGUAGCACUAUGCGCAUGCGCGUUAUACGUUCGCGCUGCGUCAAUCCCCUCGUCGGAAAAAAAAAUUGACGAUCUCGAUAACGUUGACCUCGACAAUGUCGAAUCAGAGUUAGUAGACCAGCCCAUCGUCCAGGAUCUCGAUAAUAAUCUACGCAAGGCGUCUGACAUACGCGUUAAGGUGAUAGAGGAACCAGUUGUUUUGGACGAAAAUUCCAACGAUUAUAUUCCGAAUAAAGAUGAAAGUAUCAACAUCAAAAGACUCGAAAUUGAUUUAAAUAAUCCUGGACCACCUCAGCGUCAAGAGCAUGAAACCCAAAACCCAGAAAAUUAUGGCGAAAAGGAGAAAGGCGUAUAUGCUAUAAUACAAAAAACUAAAGAAGCCGAGUCAGUUUAUACUAAAGGAUUAAAGGAAGUGUCCGACAGUUUGCUAAAUAUAAACGAAGAAAGUGAUAAAUUCCCGGUUGUUUUAGAAAACUUAAAAAACUUUAAUGAGUCAUUUAGUAUAGAAAUCGAAAAGCUAAAUGAUACUAUAAGAAGUCAUUUGGAAUCCAAGCCAGCAGAACUUGAUGGAGAGUCACAAAAAGAUCCUAAACUAAAAAUCGUUGAAUCAGCAAUACAAAAUUUAAAGUUAAAUUUCAAAAUUGUGGUCGAUACCUUAAAUGAAGGCAUUGAACUUCUUUCAAUUAUUCGUGACCAAGAUGAACCUAUUAAAUCAGCGACUAAAGCUUUGGUAAAAGAGGAGAUAGAAGCUGUGAAGGAAUCUGCUUCCAAUUCUGCGACACAACCUGCUGCCCAAGGCUCUGGCAGCUCUAAUUGGUUUUCAAGUCUCACAGCCAUAUUACAAAAUUUUUUACCAGUUAAUAAUAAUAUGAACAACAUUUUCCAAAAUUUUAGUUUUCCAAAUAUUAUCUCAGGCUCUGGAGGCCAAUCCUCCACUGCGCAACAACCCACUAAACCAUCCGGUGCCCAAUCUGACGAGUCUGCGCCUGCUUCGUCAGCGCCUGCUCCAGGAAUCGCCUUAUGGACGCCCCAAGGUAUUUUUCAUAACAUAAUACAGUUAAUAUCACGGCCUAGCCAAUCAGUCUCGCAACAACCGACCAAUUCUAAUUCGACACCAGAAAAAGAAGGUGCUCCUCCGAAGCAACCUGAAAAAGAGUCUGGAGUCCAAGCAGAUGCUAUUCCGCCACCUGUAUCUGCAUCAGCUGCGUCACCUGCCCCAGCAAAAGCUGAAGAUCAACAGCCAGUACAACCUGCCAUCUUGCCUCAGGCUGCCCCAGAGCAACAGGCCGUAGUGACCCCAGAACAGCCCGCCCAGAGUGGACCCAUACAGCAAUUUGUUCAGAACAAUCCCAUCAUUAAAGGUAUUCAGUCUGCAGUGCAAAGGCUCCAAGGAAGCCCAAAUUCAGAGACACCUAGGAAUGAAAUAGUUGAAAACGAUAUGAAAGAGGAUGCCGAAUUGGAAAAUAAAGGACACUACGGUGACAACAGUGCUAAUCAAGGCCAUAAUAACGACAGCAACGGGGUAGAUAAGAAGAUCGAAGAACAGAAAGAAGAAGCUCCGGCAGCUCAGGAGGCGGCCGUCGAAGUUGGUAUCAAGGCUGAAGAAACAAAACCCUUGACGAAUUCUGAUAAGACUGAA
This is a messenger RNA of Brenthis ino (lesser marbled fritillary), 1656 nucleotides long. Lineage: Eukaryota; Metazoa; Arthropoda; Insecta; Lepidoptera; Nymphalidae. The record is from the annotation of a GenBank genome assembly.